GCCAUGCGCGGCUAGGAAGGAAGGGCAAGCGAAGUCCAUUGGCCUAAGGAGGGGCUGUGGUGAACCCGGGAGGGGACGUCGCCUCACUUACCGGCCUGUCAAUCUUCCGCGAAAAAGCUGGGAGCAAACCGUGAAGAAGCAAAUCCUCGAUCAGCUCCAAUCUCGAAUUUAUCCUCCAUGGCGCUAAGGUUACCUAACAGGCUAUUUCUGCAAUGCAGAGGCAGUAUAGCAAACUUCUGUGAUACUCGAACACAGAGCACUAGUGCACCUGUGCCAAAAGAAAAAGAAGGAAAACCUUUGGUGAAUGGAUCAAAAGUUCCAAAAGCGCAGUUUGACUGGCGUGAUGCCCUACAAUUGGAAAAGCUUCUUACUCCAGAGGAAAUAAUGAUGCGGGACUCAUUUCGUGCCUAUUGCCAAGAAAAAUUGAUGCCCAGGAUCCUCAUGGCCAAUCGAAAUGAAGUCUUUCACCGGGAAAUUGUGUCAGAGAUGGGGACCCUUGGUGUCUUGGGCCCAACCAUUAAAGGUUAUGGCUGCGCAGGAACCACUUAUGUUGCAUAUGGACUCCUGGCCAGGGAGAUUGAGAGGGUGGACAGUGGCUAUCGGUCAGUCAUGAGUGUUCAGUCAUCUUUGGUGAUGCAUCCUAUAUAUGCAUAUGGGACAGAAAAGCAGAAACAGAAAUAUCUUCCAGGUCUAGCUAAAGGAGAGUUGCUGGGCUGUUUUGGGCUUACAGAGCCUAACCAUGGAAGUGACCCUGGUAGCAUGGAGACUCGGGCCCAGUACAACUCUUCCAGGAAGACCUACACACUGAAUGGUUCCAAGACUUGGAUCACUAAUUCUCCAGUGGCUGAUCUAUGUGUAGUGUGGGCUGUGUGUCAUGAUGGCAAAAUACGGGGUUUCCUAUUGGAACGAGGAAUGAAAGGUCUUUCUACCCCAAAAAUUGAGGGCAAAUUUUCAUUACGUGCCUCACUUACUGGGAUGAUUAUUAUGGAAGAUGUAGAAGUGCCUGAAGAGAAUCUACUACCCAAAGUGUCUGGACUCGCAGGACCUUUUGGCUGCUUGAAUAAUGCACGUUAUGGCAUCUCCUGGGGAGCACUGGGUGCUGCUGAGUUCUGUAUGCAUACAGCCAGGCAGUAUACUUUGGAUAGAAUGCAGUUCAGAGCCCCCUUGGCAAGAAACCAAUUGAUCCAGAAGAAGUUGGCUGACAUGCUCACAGAGAUCACUAUUGGCUUACAGGCUUGUCUGCAACUGGGGCGCUUGAAAGAUGAAGACAAGGAAACUCCUGAGAUGAUCUCUAUGCUGAAACGGAAUUCCUGUGGGAAAGCCCUGGAGAUUGCCCGGCAAGCCCGUGACAUGCUUGGGGGCAAUGGAAUUGCAGAUGAAUAUCAUGUUAUCAGGCAUGUUAUGAAUUUGGAGGCAGUAAACACAUAUGAAGGGACUCAUGACAUCCAUGCUCUCAUCCUUGGUAGAGCUAUCACUGGACUUCAGGCAUUCACAGUUGGGAAAUAAAUACAUUUCCCUAGACUUUAGUUUUCCUCUACAUGAUUCCAGUUGGGAACAUCACUCGAGAUGGUUUAUGAUGCUAGAAGAUGAGCAUGGACUGCUUCUGCUCAUCAGAUUGUGAUCAAAUUAUUCAGUUCAACUCAAUUAUUUGUAAGCUGAAACAAAUCAGGCAUUUAAAAAUUCUUUGUUGUUCACCAAAAAUACAGAAAGAAAUUAAAAGUGCUGCAUUAUGCUAAGGGAAAAACUUUUUCUAAUUGGUAGAAGGAUAACACUGUGGUCUAGAAAAUGUUUUGGAAUUGUCUAAUUAUUUUUGAGACAAACUAUCUGGGUAUGUAAUUAUAAGAAAUUUGAUACUUUAAAGCUGACUGCUGUUCCAGGAUCCAGUCAGAGCCUUGAGGUCUAUACCAGAGUGAGUAAUCUACAAUUUUUAGUUUUAAAAAAUCCAGGUAAGAUUCUUCUUUUUGUGUAAGAGGAAACUGUAAUACUUGCAAACACAGAAGACGAAAAUCAGAAUAUACUACCUACUCUGUGCUCUUCCUGCCAUGUGACAUAACUAGCUGCUGGUUUUUAGUGCCUUUAUUGACAAUGUUAAGUAAAGACUGAUUUUUGUAUAUUAGAA
Pseudonaja textilis is the source of this 2119-nucleotide messenger RNA. It is a transcript of the gene GCDH, whose product is annotated as glutaryl-CoA dehydrogenase. Gene Ontology annotation, cellular component: mitochondrial inner membrane. Gene Ontology annotation, molecular function: fatty-acyl-CoA binding; glutaryl-CoA dehydrogenase activity; flavin adenine dinucleotide binding. Gene Ontology annotation, biological process: fatty acid beta-oxidation using acyl-CoA dehydrogenase; fatty-acyl-CoA biosynthetic process. The record is from RefSeq and is a predicted model, not a curated record. NCBI's taxonomy places the organism in Eukaryota, Metazoa, Chordata, Lepidosauria, Squamata, Elapidae.